This is a messenger RNA of Empidonax traillii (willow flycatcher), 468 nucleotides long. It is a transcript of the gene DHDH, whose product is annotated as dihydrodiol dehydrogenase. Gene Ontology annotation, molecular function: nucleotide binding; D-xylose 1-dehydrogenase (NADP+) activity. The record is from RefSeq and is a predicted model, not a curated record. Lineage: Eukaryota; Metazoa; Chordata; Aves; Passeriformes; Tyrannidae. The annotation marks the transcript as partial. The transcript has 3 exons. Gene Ontology annotation, biological process: D-xylose catabolic process.
GUGGGGCUCCGCGUCGGGGCAGGUCCCGACAUGGAGCAGGAACCGCGGCCGUGUCCCCCCCGCGCGGGGCCCGGGACCCCCCCAAAAAGCGACCCCCCCGGCCCCACCCGCUGGGGCAUCUGCGGGGCCGGGGCCAUCAGCCACGACUUCGUGCUGGCCCUGCAGACCCUGCCCCGCUGCGACCACCAGGUGGUGGCCGUGGCCGCCCGGGAGCUGGGCCGUGCCCAGGCCUUCUCCCGGCGCCUCGGGGUGCCCCGAGCCUACGGGUCCUACGAGGAGCUGGCCCGGGACCCCGACGUGGACGUGGUGUACGUGGGGGUGGUGAACCCCUCCCACCUGCCCACGGGCCGCCUGUUCCUGGCCGCGGGCCGGGCCGUGCUGAUGGAGAAGCCGAUGGCGGUCGGGGCCCGCGAGGUGUCCGAGCUCGUGGCGACCGCGCGGGAACGGGGGGUUUUCCUCAUGGAGGUG